AUUGCUCUCGCCAUCAUCCUCUCGGACCACCGGCCGAUCGCCUUCCCUCCCCCCGCCUCCUUCGAUCCACGACCGAAACCCACAGCCGCCGCACAGCAUGCCCCACUCCAAAGAUAUCGACCACGACGAAGACCCGCAGAACGUCGAGGAGGAGCAGCAGCAGAUCCAGGACGACAGCACCGACCAGCAGGUCGCCGAGGAGGAAGCCGCUCUCGUCACCGUCUUCGAGGACCCCGUCAACUUCACAGUCAAGCACCCGCUCCAGUCCCGAUGGACGCUGUGGUACCUGAACUCGCAGCGAAAGGCCAACCAAAACAACUGGAAUCAGAACCUCAAGAAGAUCAUCACGUUCGAGACCGUUGAGGACUUUUGGGGUGUCUUCAACAACAUCAUCAAGCCCUCUCAAACUGCGCCCGGCUCAGACUACCACCUCUUCAAGGAGGGCAUCCAGCCCACCUGGGAAGAUCCCGCGAACGAGCAAGGCGGCAAGUGGGUCUGCACCAUCCGAAAGAAGGACGAAGAUCUGGACACAAAGUGGCUCAACACUAUGCUGCUCUGUGUCGGAGCCAUGUUGCCCGAUUAUGACCAAGUCAACGGCGUCGUCAUCUCGAUCCGCCGACAACAAGACCGUAUCGCACUGUGGACGGCAACCAACGAAAAGGAUGCUUGCGAGCGAUCAGGCCGCCAGCUGAAGCGUGUUUUGGAGCUGCCUGAGAACGUCCGCAUUGGAUUCCAGGCCCAUGCCGAUGCUGCUGCCAAAAACUCGAGUUUCGCGAACGACGAUUUGUACACAGUGUGAAGUUGCUGAGAAGCCGCGUGGUGUCGAAAGGGCAUGAAUACAUAAACGGUUAUCCGUACUGCACUUGGAACUCGCAGAAGGAAGUGCAAAUGGUCGGGUAUUGCUCCGGUAUUGCUCGGGUCGGUGGCUGAGGAAGCUUGAGCCGGAGCAGUUGUGUGGC
Molecule: messenger RNA, 959 nt
Organism: Polychytrium aggregatum
Lineage: Eukaryota; Fungi; Chytridiomycota; Chytridiomycetes; Polychytriales
Product: putative eukaryotic initiation factor 4E
Exons: 5
Coding region: 98-799 (233 amino acids)
Biological process (GO): translational initiation
Cellular component (GO): eukaryotic translation initiation factor 4F complex; cytoplasm
Molecular function (GO): RNA 7-methylguanosine cap binding; translation initiation factor activity
Source: RefSeq, a predicted model, not a curated record